AUGGUACAUAGACAUGCGUUUGAAGCUUUAGAUAGAACAUUAAAAGAUAUUUUUGUCGAUAAAAGCAAUUGUCAGUCUGAUGUUUUGUUUGGAGGUAAGGUUAUCGUUUUUGGUGGUGAUUUUAGACAAAUUCUUCCUGUUAUUCCAAACGGAAGUAGGCAAGAAAUUGUUAACGCUUCGUUGAGUUCAUCCUAUAUAUGGCCCCAUUGCAAGUUACUUACUUUGACCAAAAACAUGAGAUUGACUCUUGGUGUUUUACCAUCUACAGUCGAGUCGACAAAGAGAUUUGCCCAAUGGCUUCUUGAUAUUGGCGAGGGUAAAGUUGGAGGGGAUAAUGAUGGUGUAGCAACUGUAGAAAUACCAUCUGAUUUGUUAAUCACAGAUUCUUUGGAUCCCAUCGAAAGUUUAAUUCAAUUUGUAUAUCCAUCUGUUCUUGAAAGAUAUAAGGAUCGAGAUUAUUUUUCUGAAAGGGCGAUUCUGACACCAAAAAACGAGGUGGUACAUGAAAUAAAUGAUCGACUACUAGAAUUGUUUCCUGGUGAACCAACAGAGUACCUGAGUUCUGAUAGUAUAUGUGAGACGGAGAAAGGUAUCGAUUCAUUCCAACAAGAGUUGUAUUCACCUGAUGUCCUUAAUGGUUUAAAGAUAUCUGGUUUACCUAAUCAUCGUUUGGUUUUAAAACUUGGAGUUCCAAUUAUGCUUCUUAGGAACAUUGAUCAGCAAAAUGGUUUGUGUAAUGGUACAAGGUUACAGGUUACCUUUCUUGGAAAGAGGGUUAUAGAAGCUGAAAUUAUAUCAGGUGCUAAUGUCGGAACCAGAACAUUCAUACCAAGAAUUAGUAUGAUUCCCUCCGACAAAAAAAUUCCUUUUGCUUUUCAAAGACGACAGUUUCCUGUUGCUGUGUGCUUUGCUAUGACGAUCAACAAGAGUCAAGGCCAAUCUUUAUCUAAGGUUGGAUUGUUUUUAAAAGAGCCCGUUUUUACACAUGGCCAGCUAUAUGUAGCAUUAUCAAGAGUUAAAUCAAGGGAAGGUGUGAAGAUGUUAAUUCUUGAUAAGGAUGGCAAACCUACCAACACAACAACUAAUGUGGUUUACAAAGAAGUGUUCACACACUUAUGA
Molecule: messenger RNA, 1119 nt
Organism: Helianthus annuus (common sunflower)
Lineage: Eukaryota; Viridiplantae; Streptophyta; Magnoliopsida; Asterales; Asteraceae
Product: ATP-dependent DNA helicase PIF1-like
Exons: 1
Coding region: 1-1119 (372 amino acids)
Biological process (GO): telomere maintenance; DNA repair
Molecular function (GO): DNA helicase activity
Source: RefSeq, a predicted model, not a curated record